Molecule: messenger RNA, 1068 nt
Organism: Lynx canadensis (Canada lynx)
Lineage: Eukaryota; Metazoa; Chordata; Mammalia; Carnivora; Felidae
Gene: SYF2
Product: SYF2 pre-mRNA splicing factor
Exons: 7
Coding region: 54-794 (246 amino acids)
Cellular component (GO): post-mRNA release spliceosomal complex; Prp19 complex; catalytic step 2 spliceosome
Source: RefSeq, a predicted model, not a curated record
GGCAGACGGAAGUGUUGUGUGUUGUUGCCGGAAGCGGCGAGGGAAAGUUUGUGAUGGCGGCUGCAAUUUUAGCCGAAAAGGUGCCGGUGGACAGCGCGGAGGAGGGGGAGCAGCCCCUGGCGACGGCGGCGGAGCUGGCCGCGCAGAAGCGCGAACAGAGGCUUCGCAAAUUCCGGGAGCUGCACCUGAAGCGGAAUGAGGCUCGCAAAUUGAAUCACCAAGAAGUUGUUGAAGAAGAUAAAAGACUCAAGUUACCUGCUAACUGGGAAGCCAGAAAGGCCCGUCUGGAAUGGGAACUGCAGGAAGAAGAAAAGAAGAAGGAAUGUGCCGCAAGAGGGGAAGACUAUGAGAAAGUGAAGCUGCUGGAGAUCAGUGCGGAAGACGCGGAAAGAUGGGAGAGGAAAAAGAAGAGGAAAAACCCUGACCUGGGAUUCUCAGAUUAUGCUGCUGCCCAGUUACGUCAAUAUCAUCGGCUGACCAAACAGAUCAAACCUGACAUGGAAUCGUAUGAGAGACUGAGAGAAAAACAUGGAGAAGAGUUUUUCCCAACAUCCAACAGUCUUCUUCACGGAACACACGUGCCUUCCACAGAGGAGGUUGAUAGGAUGGUCACAGAUCUGGAAAAGCAAAUCGAAAAACGAGACAAAUACAGCCGGAGACGUCCUUAUAACGACGACGCAGACAUCGACUACAUUAAUGAAAGGAAUGCUAAAUUCAACAAGAAAGCAGAAAGAUUCUAUGGGAAAUAUACGGCUGAAAUUAAACAGAAUUUGGAAAGAGGAACAGCGGUCUAAUCCCUUCAGGAACUGUUAGGAACUGUUUUUAAAAGCUUGACAAUGCUGGCAAAUUGAAGUUCUCUUCAAAGUUUUAUCAGGAAACCAGCAGUCAUUCUACGAUGCCUUCCUCAUCAGCAUUUGGAAAUAAAUGCUUUUCUUAAACAUAUGCUUCCAUGUAUAUUCCCCUAUUUCUGUGCUUGGAUAGAAGAUGCAUUUUAAGAUGUAGUGUACUUGGUCUGUAAAAAUCUACUUUGUAUAAAUACUAAUUAUUUUUCUAUGUAUUUUAAACGUA